AUGAGACGGUACGCUGCACCCGUUGAGGACGCCAUAAGGGAGAUUGGCGGGAUGGACAAAAUUCUCUAUGCCCGUGUCCGAGACAUCAUCGGGUCCAACUCGACCUUUGUGAAUCAGUCCGGCACAUUUCCGGAAAGAUUUACCGAUUUCAGGCCGGAGGAUUCGGCUGACAAAACAGCAAGACAUGAACAAGCUGUCAAUGCUGCACUUGCAGAGUGUGGAGACGUUCCAGUCACAAAAGAAUCGUCUCUGGCGUGGCGAAUCCUUUGUGGGCUUGGAUCUCAUGACCUCUCACUGAUGCGAGAAGUACUGGGAAUGCCAACCAGCGUUCAGGGCUCCUCUCUUGGCUUUCCCUUUUGGAAUGUCCUCUUCAAGUAUCCUGGCUUCACUGUCUCUUAUGAGUCUGGAAUUGACAAUAACCCUCGCUUUGACGCACAUCUUGAGGUUUAUAGUAACACCAAGUCGGUCCGCCUGCAAUACGACACACCAUAUGUCAAGGGGCUGCCGGUCACCAUGCACAUCGCGGAGAACGACGAUGGAGCGUAUAAGGAGACUACAAUUCGCAAGACGUACGAGGAUCCUUACACCCAUGAGCUCAAGGAGUGUGCCGAGAUCGCCCGGGUUCACUCGUUAAACACUUGCAGUGACGAGAAGGGACCCGAAGCUGCAGCCGCCAACGCCGCAAGUCCAGCAGACACGAGAACCUCCGGCGCAUUGACCGCAGGCUCGCUUCUGAAGAGCGUCACGCUCAGCGAUGCCUCGGGCGGCGUUGGCAGCGGCAUCAGCCUCGAUAGCAGGGGCGGCCAUGGCGCCAACGGCCAGGGCAGUGAAGAUGAUGGCGAAGAACUUCAUUUUUGA
Molecule: messenger RNA, 858 nt
Organism: Verticillium alfalfae VaMs.102
Lineage: Eukaryota; Fungi; Ascomycota; Sordariomycetes; Glomerellales; Plectosphaerellaceae
Product: myo-inositol 2-dehydrogenase
Exons: 5
Coding region: 1-858 (285 amino acids)
Source: RefSeq, a predicted model, not a curated record